AACAAAGUCCAUGUUAGCUCUCCACAUCCUGCACUCUCUCAAAUAAUCUCCCUCCAAAACCCAAGACCUGAAAACAAAAAAUGUCCUCCUCCGCCCUCGUCCCCCUCACCAUCAUCAAAGGCGCAGGCCACGAAUUCAUCGCCCUACCCGAAGGCGACAAUGCCACCGUUGCUGAUUUUCACACCACCCACACUCAAACCACCACAACCCCCAUAACCCUAACCUCAGGCUUCUACAAAAUCACCGCAGGCCCCGCCAAACCCGCCAGCUACACAUUCGAAGAAUCAAAGUACGUACUCAGUGGCCAGAUUGACGUGCUGGACUGUGCAACGGGCAUCACGCAUCAUCUAGUCGCGGGGGACUUUGCGUUUUUCCACGUGGGCUCAAAGGUUGAGUUUUCGACGCGGAGUGCAGGCAUGGCGUUUUAUGUUGUUACGAGGGGGGUGAGGGUGGAGCAUGAGGGGUUGAAGGGGAGGGAGGAGGGAGUGGGUGGUGGGAGGGCCAAAUUGUAA
This is a messenger RNA of Bipolaris sorokiniana ND90Pr, 512 nucleotides long. RefSeq lists its product as uncharacterized. Lineage: Eukaryota; Fungi; Ascomycota; Dothideomycetes; Pleosporales; Pleosporaceae. The coding region runs from base 81 to 512 and encodes 143 amino acids. The transcript is spliced from 3 exons. The record is from RefSeq and is a predicted model, not a curated record.